AUGUCUUCUUCGAUUCGUACUUGCGCCAUUACUAAAUGCGAAAAUUCGUCUUUUGCUUUAUGCAAUUGCUGCCAAGAACUUAUCUGCAUUGAUCAUUUGAAAGUACAUUCUGAUCAGUGUAAUGCACAACUUCUACCAAUAGCCGAUGAAGUCAACCAAUUACUAGAACGACUGAACGAAGUGAAUUCGACCGAAUUAAUAUGUGUGAAACAAUUGGAAGAAUGGAGACAAGCUGCACAUAGAUUAGUCGAUUCAUUUUGUGAGCAAAAACGUCAUGCCUUGCUCAAUAGGGUGCACAAACGAGAACGAGAAAAACUUGACAAUUGCCGAGGUAAAUUAAACGAACUAAUUCGAAAGAAAGGUGGCACUCCAGAAAAUAUAGAGUCGUUGAGAAAUGAUAUUCGAUUAAUCGAACAGAAUCUCAAUGAGCUCAAACACUUUCAAUUAGAAUUACAACCAUUAGUCAUUGACAGCGAUUUAAUUACUAUUCCACGAUUGAAUCAAAAUAUUCUUCAACUUUCGAUUCCCGAUAAAAAAAUCGAGUGCGUAUCACCGCAUUUCUACCUCUUGGCUAGUAAUGACCAAUACUUGUUGGCUGAUAUCGGUACCGCUUUGUGUCUGCUCGAUCUUGAUUUAAACAUUGUGAAAGAAAUAGAUUUUACGUAUGGUAGCAUAUGGGAUAUGUUUUGGUCUUCGAAAAUCAGUCGAUUUUUCGUAAUGACUAAAAACAGAAUAUUGACAUUCGAUAUAGUGACAAUGAGUAUUCAAUUAUGCGGGAUUCCUUGUGAUUCAGACAGUUUAUGGACUCGUGGAACAUGUUCUGAUGCGAGCUUGUACUUGUCAGCGAUAUCAAACGAAGACAGUGCAUUUAUUCAUGAAUUCACGUUACCCUUAACUUCAUUCGUCAGAACACAUCGGCUACCUUCAAGCUCAAACGUCGGUAACUCAAUUCGAGAUAUAAAAUUUCGAAGUGAUUCAUUCAUUAUCAUACGAGGUGAUUGGAAACCACACUCCGCCACGUGUCUUGAGCUGCGUUCAGCAAUAACACUUGAUUGUCUGUGGUCAGUUCCAAUUGACACUGCGGGUCGCUGCUAUUAUAUGAAUAAGAAUAAUUGGAUAGUUGUCGAUUACUACAAGGAGCAACUCCUUCGUAUCUCCAUGGAUGGAGCAAUCGUAGAACAAAGUAAAUAUGUGCCAGGACCAACAGACGUACUUCCAUGGAAUGAUGACUUACUCAUAGUGCGAACUGCGAAACAAAUAAACCUGCAUGUGCUUCAAUGA
Adineta ricciae is the source of this 1281-nucleotide messenger RNA. NCBI's taxonomy places the organism in Eukaryota, Metazoa, Rotifera, Eurotatoria, Adinetida, Adinetidae. The record is from the annotation of a GenBank genome assembly.